Messenger RNA from Ananas comosus (pineapple), 2787 nucleotides. Its product is annotated as WD repeat-containing protein 44-like. Lineage: Eukaryota; Viridiplantae; Streptophyta; Magnoliopsida; Poales; Bromeliaceae. The transcript has 8 exons. Bases 136 to 2313 code for a protein of 725 amino acids. The record is from RefSeq and is a predicted model, not a curated record. Gene Ontology annotation, molecular function: protein binding.
GAGAGGGGGGAAGAGGAGGUGUUCUCUGUUCUCAUCAAAGGCGAAGAAAAAGGCGUCGUGUGUUGUGAAUCCGAGCCCCAGUAGAUCCCCUCGCUUUGAAACGAUAGAGCUCGCUUCGAUUCGAGUGAGACCGCCAUGGCUCGCCGCUACGUGUUCGAAGGGGAAGAGGAUGAGGAGGAUCUGUUCUUCGACUCAAUGGAGGAUAUCUCGUCCUCCUCUGGCUCGUGCCCCGGUAGCCCGGAGAAGCAAUUUUCGUCCUCCUCCUCAGAGGAGUGUUCCGUCGGAUACCGAGUUUGGAUGAACAAUCUCGACAGCGUGCGGGACCGGCGCGAUAAGUUUGUCAGAUUGAUGGGUAUGGAUCUGAGUUAUGCUCCCGGCAAGUCCGGUUCUGGUUUUGACAGCGAGCUCCUGCGAGAUGAUGAAAUUGUGCCGGAUAUUGAGAGGAUAAUGUCUGAUGAUGGAGCUGUUCUUAGAAGCUCUUCUUCGGAUAAUGGCUCUUCUUCGAUAUCUAGCUGGUCCACUGAGACGCCGAGCACGUCUGGUGACGGAGUCUCAGAGGAGAAUUUUGAGUGUAGAAUCAAGAAUCUAAAUGAUGGCACGGUAUUUCUUGUUGAUGAGUUAGGUAAGGAUGGUGACGUGAGAAGCCUACGCGAAGUUGGUUCUAAUCGAACAAUAACUGUUGCCGAGUUUGAAAAAAAUUUCGGUUCUUCUUCCUUCAUUCAACAGCUUAUGCGCAGGGAUGAUAGUAGUAGUACAUUGAACAACUCCGAGAAGACCGUGGGCAGGAGAAGGACGGGGUGGUUGAGGAGAUUGGGCAUUGGAGCUUCUGUUGUAGAUAAAGAAAAGAUUGAGAAUAAGUCGAGAUUUUCGGAAUUUGAUCAGAGCAGUGGUGUAAAGGUUGAAAGAGUUAAAGUCCGAACAUAUAAGAAGAAAUCGAAAGAAUUCUCCGCGGUCUACAAGAGGCAAGAUAUCAAAGCCCACGACGGUGCGAUUUUGACCAUGAAGUUUAGCCCAGAAGGUGCGCUUUUAGCCACCGGGGGCGAAGAUGGAGUUGUAAGGGUAUGGCGUGUGAUGGAAUGUGAACCGUCAGAUGAUUGUUGCAUUCCUGAGGACGAUCCGGCGUGCAUUUACUUUACUGUGAAUGAAAAUUCUGAAUUAGCUCCUCUGCAUGCUAAUAGUGAGAAAAAGGGCAAGACCAAGAACGCGAAAAGAAGUACAGAUUCAGCUUGUGUUGUAAUUCCAUCCAACGUCUUCCGGAUAUCUCAUGAACCGUUGCAUGAGUUUCGCGGACAUGUUGGGGAUGUCUUGGAUCUUUCAUGGUCAAAAGAUAAGCGUCUACUGUCAUCAUCCAUAGAUAAGACGGUCCGCUUGUGGCAAAUUGGAUGUACUAGCUGCCUCAAUGUUUUUUCCCAUUGUAAUUAUGUGACUUCUGUUCAGUUUGAUCCUACCAACGAAAAUUAUUUUGUUAGUGGUUCCGUUGACGGGAAAGUACGUAUCUGGGAAAUUCCCCAAUGCCAUGUCGUCGACUGGACUGAUAUUAAAGAAAUAAUCACUGCAGUAUGUUACCGUCAGGAUGGGAAGGGAAUAGUGGUUGGUACCAUCACAGGGAAUUGCCGCUUUUAUGAUGCAUCAGAUAAUCAUCUGCAGCUAGAAGCUCAGUUGUCUCUACAAGGAAGAAAGAAGUCUCCGCAUAAAAGGAUCACUGGGUUUCAGUUCUGCCCAACCGAUCCAAAAAAACUCUUGGUAACUUCUGCCGACUCAAAAAUCCGAAUCCUCGAUGGGGUUGAGAUAGUGUGCAAGUACAAAGGAAUCAAAAGUUCUUCGAGCCAAAUUUCCGCAUCAUUCACUCCUGACGGCCACCACAUUAUUUCCGCCAGUGAGGACUCCAACAUAUACAUAUGGAACCAUGAAAACCAAGAUGGGCCCACAAUGACCCAUGCGAAGAGCACAUGGUCUUGCGAGCGCUUCUUCUCCAGCAACGCAUCAGUUGCGAUACCCUGGAAUGGCUCAUCACUGAAAGAUAUCUUCAGGGGCCUAAACGUGAUUUCAGAAGAUUCGCUUGUGGGCUCUGGUAAUUUCACUCUGAGCCACGAGUAUUUCGCAGGUUUCCUCCCGAGGGGCUCCGCUACUUGGCCUGAGGAGAAGCUCCCCUCCGACUCGAUCACUGCGUCUACUCUGGAUAGGUUGCAGUAUAAGUUCCUACAGGCUUCUUGCCAAAGUGCUUCGCAUGCAUGGGGCCGGGUUAUAGUUACAGCUGGUUGGGAUGGACGGAUCAGAUCGUUCCAGAAUUGCGGGUUACCUCUGCACCUGUGAUCUUAUUACUCCCAAGUCGUGAUCCGUAGGCAGACUCACAUGGCUGUGUUAAAGGCACUGGGGCGUUCUCCUUUUCAGCAAAAGCGCUUAUUGCUGAAGUUGACACUGGUCCAAGUGGUGAUAAAUUAUACCGUACAAAUCGUCACAUGGCUUGGUGCUCCUGUUUGAUUGUACAUGGUCCCGAAUUGUACGUAAAACCCGGUGGUCCUUCGAGAUCUUGACGACCUCAAUGGAUUUUGGGUCUCUAUGUAGAUUUGUGCAGUGUAGGUUUAUGCAGGAGUUUGGUGUUCCUUUUUUUUCCCUUUUCCCUGUUUCCCCCCCCUUAAUAACAAACAUAUUUGACAAAGUAAAUGUAAAGCGGCCCCCGUCGCCUAAAAAUGAGUGGCGGGCAAGGGCGAGCGGGGAGUUAAUUGUACUGUUGGAUAGAGAAAUUCCAUUAAAUUAUACAAAAAUUCAUUUAUUUAUUCAAAUUAA